This is a messenger RNA of Gasterosteus aculeatus aculeatus (three-spined stickleback), 1724 nucleotides long. RefSeq names its product 2-oxoglutarate and iron dependent oxygenase domain containing 3 (gene ogfod3). NCBI's taxonomy places the organism in Eukaryota, Metazoa, Chordata, Actinopteri, Perciformes, Gasterosteidae. Gene Ontology annotation, cellular component: membrane. Gene Ontology annotation, molecular function: iron ion binding; L-ascorbic acid binding; oxidoreductase activity, acting on paired donors, with incorporation or reduction of molecular oxygen. The record is from RefSeq and is a predicted model, not a curated record.
GGGAUUCGGGCGCUGGGACGAGCUGUAAGCGGGUGACACGGUAUGGUUAGUAGAGGCCAGAAUAACCGUGUAUGACGGCAAGUUAGUUAAGGCUCCGUAGCAAGUGUUUGGGGUCAAAAUGGCGCUGGUGCGAAUGAGGAACACACAAGGCGCGAAUGCCACAGAGAUAGAGAAGAAAAUUAAAAGAGGCAAUGCGCUGCGGCAGGGGUCGGCGUGGAGGGGCUCCCGAGGGCUCGUGGCGUUGCUGCUGUUUGCCGUGUCCGUGUGCGGGGCGGCCGUGUGGCUGUACGUGACCUUUCUGGACAGCGACGUCACAGAAACGUUAGUCCGCCAGGGCGAGCUGGUCUCCCCCCGGCCCAGAUUCUUCCCCGUUCAGUGCUCUGAGGACUACGACAACCACAAGCGCUACCCAGGAUGCACCCCUCAGAGGUGUGGGCGCGCCGUCACGGACAGCGUGGUGACGAGGGAGGAGGCUCAGGUCCUCAGGAGGCUGGCCGAGAGGGGGCUGUCGCUCGCCGGGUCCGAUGGAGGAGCUUCCAUACUGGACCUUCACUCUGGGGCGCUGUCGAUGGGUAAACAGUUUGUCAACAUCUACAGGUAUUUCGUGGAUCAGAUCGGUGAUGUGUUCACACAGGAGGAUUUUCAGCUCUACAGAAACGUACGUGAGCGAAUCCAAGCCGCUAUCGCUGAGGCGUUUGGUUUGGACCGGACCCUGUUGUACCUCACCAAGCCCACCUUCUUCUCUAGGAUCAACAGCACGCUGGCAAAGACCCAGCACGACGAGUACUGGCACCCACACAUAGAUAAGGUGACCUAUGGCUCAUUUGACUACACUUCACUCCUGUACCUGUCUGACUAUGGGUCCGACUUCACCGGAGGAAGAUUCAUCUUCAUGGACCAAAAUGCCAACCGGACGGUGGAACCUCGAGCAGGACGAGUCUCUUUCUUCUCCUCUGGCACGGAGAACCUCCACCGCGUGGAGAAGGUGGCGUGGGGGACGCGCUACGCCAUCACCGUGUCCUUCACCUGUGACCCGGCGCACGCCAUCUCGGACCCCGCCAUGCCCUGAGUGCACCCACUGGCGAUGGCGCUGCUUACUGGCGUGCACGAGCCCUGCACAGAGGGAGACAGUGGGAGGGGGACGAGAAAGCAGAGGAAGGAAGAAGUGAAGUUUUACACAUUGGGGUCCCAAAGCUGCACGGCCAAUACCUGCUGUUUCCCUUCAUCUGCAGAUACUAACCUGUUGCCCUGCUCGGAUUUAUCCACAGAAUAAAAGCACAAACAAUCACUUUUUUCUUACUUUUCUUAUUUCGUACUUUAGCUUUUAUCCAGUUUUCUACAGUAGUUUCUUUUUUUUACCUUUUUCUUUUUUACUGCACCAUCAUGAUUACUACAAUUAUGUACAAACAUGAUGUGUUCUUUUGAGGUAGAGAUCGGCUCUCGACUGAAACCGUGUGAAAGAGGCUCAGGUGGGAUUGUGUGUUUUCUGCGUCGGUGUGUUAUUCGUUUUAGGGAAAGCUGUCACUUUCUUGGCGAAUCUCCUGCUGAAUCAACCUUUCAUCACAACGUCCCCACUAACACUCGCCCCCACCCAUGACCCAGGAGGUGUUUUCUUCUAAGAAGAACCCUCUCCUUGUCCAGGAGUGAGUACUAUUUCUAGUAUGUUACCAAUUACUCCAGUGUGGUCGGUGAAGACUGUUUGAAAUAAAAUACAGACCCUAAAA